ACCAUCAACAAUGGCUGGCGCAGAGUACCGCUCCCCAUCGGAGAAGGUCGUCGCAGAGGCAGUCACACUCGAUGCUCGCCGUCGUGCCGCCCUAGCAGAAGUCGACGCGGCCAAGUUCUCUUGGUUCCACGUAAAGGCAGUCCUCGUCGCCGGUGUAGGCUUCUUCACAGAUGCCUAUGAUAUCUUCGCUAUCUCCAUCGCUGCUACCAUGCUGGGUCUCGUCUAUGCCGACGCGACCACCCUGGGCACUAACGCUGACCUUGGGAUCAAGGUCGCGACCCCCGUCGGCACUCUUGUUGGUCAGCUCCUGUUCGGGUGGCUCGCGGAUCUCAUUGGUCGCAAGCGCAUGUACGGUGUCGAGCUCAUGAUCAUCAUCGUCGCUACUUUCGGUCAGGCGCUCUCUGCUCAAGGCCCCAACACCGCUGUCACCAUCACCGGUGUCAUCGUUGUCUGGCGGUUCAUCAUGGGUGUAGGUAUCGGAGGUGACUACCCUCUCUCCGCUGUCAUCACCUCCGAGUUCGCUGCCACCCGCAUCCGUGGUCGCAUGAUGUGCGCUGUGUUCGCUAUGCAGGGCUUCGGCAACUUUACCGCUGCCGUCGUGGCCACCGUCGUCGUUGUCGCCUACAAGCCUUACAUCCUCUCCUCCGGACCUCAGGCUGUUGACUACACCUGGCGUCUCCUGAUUGGUCUUGGCUGCGUGCCCGCCGUCAUUGCCCUCUACUUCCGUCUCACCAUCCCCGAGACUCCCAGGUACACCAUGGAUAUUGAGCGCAACGUUCUCCAGGCCUCCGUCGACGUUGAGCAGUUCCUCGCUAACCAGCCCUACAAGCACGACCCAGAUGCGAUCGUCCAGCGUGUCCAGGCUCCCCGUGCGUCCAGACGCGACUUCAUCGCCUACUUCUCCCAGUGGAAGAACGGCAAGGUCCUCCUCGGGACGGCAUACUCCUGGUUCGCCCUCGACAUUGCCUUCUACGGCCUUGGCUUCAACUCCUCCAUCGUCCUCACGGCCAUUGGCUUCGGUACCGCCGCCACCCCUACGACAAACGAGGGCAUGUACCAGACCCUGUACAACGUCUCCACCGGUAACAUCAUCCUUGCCGUUGGUGGCCUCAUUCCCGGCUACUGGGCUGCCUUCCUCUUGGUUGACAGCUGGGGACGCAAGCCCCUGCAGAUGAUGGGCUUCGCCUUCCUCACCGCUAUCUUCUGCGCUAUGGGCUUCGGGUACUGGGCGAUGAAGACGAGCCAAGCGGCCAAGAGCGCCUUUGUCUGGCUCUACUGCAUGGCCAACUUCUUCGAGAACUUCGGACCUAACACAACCACGUUCAUUAUCCCCGGCGAGGCCUUCCCCACCCGCUACCGCUCAACCGCACACGGUAUCUCCGCCGCCUCCGGCAAGCUGGGCGCUAUCCUUGCCCAAGUCGGCUUCUCCCAGUUGCAGAAGUGGGACGGCCAGGACUGGAUCGGCCACAUCCUCCAGAUCUUCGCAUUCUUCAUGCUCACGGGUGUGUUCUCCACCCUCCUCCUCCCUGAAACGAAGCAGCAGACACUGGAAGAACUCUCGAACGAGAACCAGGACGGGUUCAUCACCGACGUACCCCCCGUACGCAUCACAGACGGAGGUGCCAUCGUCACCGGUGCAGGGGGCGAGAUGGUAUAAAACACCCCUUUAUGACUGGCUCGUCUGUCCGCUUCACCACGUGCCCGAUCCAUGACCUAGAUCGUAAUGCCCCACACCAAUCUUUUGUUUCUCUGUAGCUGGAUGUGUAGCGCAGCCUUUCC
Dacryopinax primogenitus is the source of this 1779-nucleotide messenger RNA. Its product is annotated as phosphate transporter. Gene Ontology annotation, biological process: transmembrane transport. Gene Ontology annotation, cellular component: membrane. The record is from RefSeq and is a predicted model, not a curated record. The transcript has 2 exons. Bases 11 to 1657 code for a protein of 548 amino acids. Lineage: Eukaryota; Fungi; Basidiomycota; Dacrymycetes; Dacrymycetales; Dacrymycetaceae. Gene Ontology annotation, molecular function: transmembrane transporter activity.